UGAAAUUUUGUAGCAAUUCGAGUGACCAAACUUGCAAUUAAACCCUUUUUGAAGUGUCAACCAACGGUCAAACAGACGAAAAAUUGACGAUUUGGAUGUUAAAUUGUUUUCAAAAAGAUUUGGCUAUUAUAUUGUUUAAAAUGAAAAAUUUGGAUAUUAAAUUGUAUUUACCCUUUAAAUAUCGAAAAACAAAAACUUCUCUUUUGUCUUUUUAGUGGGUUAAUCUCAAAUCUUCUUCGACAAGUUUUCCGUCUACGGUCGGGUCGGGUGCGCUUUCUUUUUGGUCGCCGCUCGCUGUCGUUUGAACUUUCGCGGAUUCCCAAAAAUACCCCUCUCCGCUUUUCAGCUUUUUCCCACAUCUCCCGUCACAUCACCAAGCCCCUUUUCGUCAUUCCACCUAGUUUAAAAGAUUCCCCAAAAUAAUAUCCGCCUGCACUGUUGUCAACCGCCCAAUCGUUUCGGUUUCCCUCUAAAUUUCCCGGAUCCAUCUACCCACCCGGUCUCUAUUCGGAUCCCCGAGAAAUCCCAGCCCUCCGAUUCUCAAUCCAACGGUUGUUAUCGCUCGGCACAGUUGUUAACCCUAAUUUCUUUCUCUUCUUCCUCAGUGGUUCCUUUCUAUCCAUCAUAAACCCUAGCGCCCGCCACCUUCUCCUUCCCCCCCAACCUACCGCUUCGCCUCCUCUCCCUGCUCUUGAUUUCCGUCAACGUCGCAGCCGCAGCUGCCCAUGACUACGCUGAUGACUAUUUUUUGGACGGCUUCGUGAAACUUGGUUCUCGAUCUGCCCAUCUCUGGAGGAGCCAUAAGAAAAAAAGGAUCUGCCUUUUUCUCUCUUUGUAAAGAGAAAUUGGAAACGGAAGUUCUGGGUUCGACUGUUGUGUUGAUACGCGCAUGUAGAAUUUUGUUUGUAUAACGAGUCGAAGGUUUUUACUUUUUGGGUUUUAGGGCGCGGUUCUGUUGUCAGUGAAUUGGUCGUGUUUUAGGAUUCUAGAUUUAGGUUAGAGAAUUGGGGGUUCGAAAUUUGGGCUCUUUGGACCUUCUUCAUGUCGGAGUAACUCAGGUGGUUCGAGUCGGUUUCUGACGGGUAUGGAGUUUCUCCGACAGAAUUUGGAUAAUGAGUCCAAGUACUAGGAGUGGUUCCGUUUUGGGUUCAGGCAAAGUUCGCAGUCGGGAACUCGGAGGUAAAAUUAGGAAACUGGGUCAGUCUGAUCGGAGAGUGAGCUGGAGGCUUAGUGAAUUGAAGGCUGAUAAGGUCGGCGCUUCCGGAAUUGGGUUGAACCAGCGUAACCGAACAGCAAUUAUGCCGUCCGGGGAGAUUCGCAGGGGGACGAGGGUGAUUGGGAUGGUUAAAGGUGCCGAUUCGGUCCGGGUUCUGCGGUCCGGCCGGCGACUUUCCCCCAGAUCCGGGGAGCGGCAGGUCAGGAGGGUUAAAGACGACGAAGAAGACAAGUCGCUGCACCAUAGUAUCAAGAAGUACCCACACAAGUGCAAUGAAAAUGGUGCCACCAAUAAUGAUAAGCUCAAAAGGAAAGCUUCUGAAAGUGUUGUUCAUAUCAGUGAAAUUGAAGCGCCCAGAAGGGUGAAAAGAGCUCGUCUGGCAGUCAAGAAAGUCAAGAAGGUGAAGAAAGCGGCUUCCAAGUCCGGCAAGGUUGCGAUGAUAGAGGAUCGGGUUGCCUUAAUUGACAAGAGGUUUGGGAUUGUUUACGCAAGGAAGAGGAAGAGAGGGAGUAUCGAGAAGCAAGAAAGCUCCGGUAAUAAGUUGUUUGGGAUUCAAUUCUCACGGAGGCAGGCAAGGAAGAAGGGAGCUGAUUGUGUUCUUGAAGUUCAGACCUGUGCCUUCGUUGCUGUGGUACAGAAUUCUGGUACUGUGGCAGCUUCUCUCCUGACUUCAAUCUUGUGGCACAUCAAGAACGUUGGUGUGGAUUUGUCUGAACUUGCUGGCUUCUUGUUCUCUGAGCCCCUCAACUGUACUUUUGCUUCAAAUGGGAUCCGGUUCUUGAAGGAUCCAUCAGGUGCAAGUAGUGGAAUUUGCAAUUUUUUUGAUUCUGCGACUUCGGUGCCAUCUUUUGAUUUGGACUUUUCUGUAAUCCCUUCGUGGUUUAUGGAAAUGCAUCUGAAUUGGGUACUGAGGGUGUCUCGUGUGCCUUCAAAUAAGCCUGCCGAGGAAUGUGACGAAAUGAUGAGUGAAGAUGAAGAUGGAAUAGAUCAGUUAUUUCUUAGUGUCAAGAUUCCUCAAAUUGAACUCGCAUCUGGAGCUGAUGUUUCUGAGAACAGGCCCAUGUUGAAUCCUUCAUUUAGACCUUCGAGGCUGACUGUCAAAAGCACUCAACCCAGAAAUAGCCAUUACAGCCGUGGUGUCCGGAAAAGUCGCAGCUCACGUAGGAGGAGAGCAAGAAAUCCGUCGCUGCUCGGAGUGCAGGCAGCUAAUGGCUUGAUGGUGACUGGUUCUCUUGGUAGCCGGAAGAAGAGUCGUCCCCUCUCUUCUGUUGUGUCAAAGUACAAACUUAGGAAUGCUUUGCCAGCUAGUUGCGUGACAGAAUGUCCAAAAGAAGCAAGUUCUGCUGCAGUUGAGGGGAAAAAUUGCACAACAGACAAGGCCGGCUGCUCUGCGGAUCUGCUUGUUAUUGAAUUCGACAGAUGUUACAAGGUGAAAGGGGCUACAAUUGCUAUUGAAUCUUCUGAUUCGAGAAAGUCUGUUCUUGUAGUGAAGAAGGAUGGUGAAACUAAAUUGUCCUUCUUGCCUCAAAAAUACAUGAAGACUAGCUCUGUUAACCGAGUAACUCACAAUGUCUUGUGGUCUGGGAAUGAGAAUUGGAAGCUAGAAUUUCCUAGUCGGCAGGAUUGGUCCAACUUCAAGGAGCUUUAUAAGGAAUGUGAAAAUCUCAAUGUACCACCUACAGCAACAACGGUUAAAGCUAUUCCUGUUCCUGGAGUUCGCGAAGUGCCUGGCUAUGAAUCUAAUUGUUCCGGUGUAUUCUCCAGGCCAGAUGCAUAUAUUACUGUGACCACUGAUGAAGUGGCCAGAGCGCUAGAGAAAAGGAGUCCUAACUAUGAUAUGGACUCUGAAGAUGAGAGAUGGCUAAAAGAAUGGAGCCCUGAAUCUGUUAAGGCAGCUGGGCGCCCACAGCUGCUUUCAGAGGACAAAUUUGAGUUGAUGAUUGAUGUGUUUGAGAAAGCUUCAUACUGCACUUCUGACGAGGUGAUUGAUGAGAAAGCAGCUCUGAGCCUUGUUGCUGACUUGGCUGGGCAGGAGGUAGCCCAAACUGUGUAUAGCUAUUGGUUGAAAAAGAGGAAGCAGAAGCGAGUGCCGUUACUUCGUGUUUUCCAGAUCCACCAAGUCAAGAAACCUCCGGUAGUUGGAAAGCUUGUCCUACGCAAGAGACGGUCAUUCAAAAGACUGGGUGGUCAAUGUGGGAAAGGCAAGCAACUGGGUCUAUUGCAAGCCAUGGCAGUCGAGCAUGAUGCUCUGGAGGAAAGGAAUGCCAUGCUUAAGCUGGAGGAAGCUAACAACUCGGCGAAGAGGUCCAUUGAGUUGGCGAUCGAGAAGCGACGCAGGGCCCAGUUGCUGAUGGAGAAUGCUAGUCUGCUGUGUUACAAGGCCACCAUGGCACUUAGAAUUGCCGAGGCCCUUUCUUCCUUCGAUUCAGCGGAAGUUGCUAACACCGAGAUGUUUGAUGUGGGCAGCAGUAACGGUGGUGAUGAUUAAGUGAGAGCUCAGACGGACCUUUUUUUAGAAGAAAGCCCCCCCACGGCCUUUGCGGAUGAGAAAUUUUUGUACAGAUUUUUACCUUAUUGUAUAUACUGUACUACUACUAUUACUCUUUUGUAAUAAACCUCACAACGAAAACUGGUAGUGUCAUCCUACAAGCUACAAGUGGAAGAGGAUUUAGCUCCCCUCUCAUGAAAAUAGGGGGGAAAACAGAGGACAAAAUGAGAACGAAAAGUUUGGAAGGAGAAAUUGACUGCCCUUAUGCUUGGCUUGUUGCUUCUUUUUGUAGAUUAAGCAGGAAAUGGGUUAACUUUAAUUUAGCAAGCAUAGGAGGUUUAUGUCAUAGUCACAAGGCUACUAUUUGUGGCCAUUAUUGCUUGUUCUUAAGCGGUACAUGCUCUGUUUCUGCAACUUGGUACAUUCUGAAAAAAAAAAUGAAAGAAAGGAAACAGA
Molecule: messenger RNA, 4160 nt
Organism: Linum trigynum
Lineage: Eukaryota; Viridiplantae; Streptophyta; Magnoliopsida; Malpighiales; Linaceae
Source: the annotation of a GenBank genome assembly